Messenger RNA from Besnoitia besnoiti, 1773 nucleotides. RefSeq lists its product as uncharacterized. The transcript is spliced from 7 exons. Lineage: Eukaryota; Apicomplexa; Conoidasida; Eucoccidiorida; Sarcocystidae. The record is from RefSeq and is a predicted model, not a curated record. The coding region runs from base 1 to 1773 and encodes 590 amino acids.
AUGGCGCCCCCGCGAUCUAUAGCAGACCACACCAGAAACUCACUCUCCUCCAUGACCAGCGUGGAGCACGAUCGUCUCUUUAAAGCCCUACAACAGAAGUAUAUUCUGCCGUAUGCGGCUUUUCGGAGAUGCCCCCUGGGUGGCUGGAGAGUGUCGCACUGGUUGGUCAUGACGAAAGAGGAGUUCGCCCUAGUUGUCAACCAGGAGCAUCUGCAAGAGGCAUCCAAAGGCUUAGUUGUCGGGCACAACGUAGAUCCGGACCGCGUGAAGCUACGCAUAACCAACCUGAUCGCUGAAGAGCUUCCUCUACAGCGCUUGAUUACAAAUGAGCUAACGCCAGUUCUGAAUACGGAGCUGCAGAAUGUCACGUGUUCUCCCACGGUCACGAAGUUCACCUGCGCGCUGGCUCAUCUGCUUUCAUACCUCCUGUUCCGGCAGCUCCCUGCCCAGUACUCCGGCCGGCAGGAGCAACGGUCUAACUCAUCGGCGCGCAGCGUCGCCCUCGACACUGUGGGUCUUUUCCACCAAAGGGUGGUGGAACAUGGGAACCACGAAAUCAUUGAUGGAGCACGUGCGAGUCGACCCGACCUGCCGACUACGGAAUCCGAGAGGCCUUCCUGUCGCUCCAAAGAGCGCGCAAUCGCUGAAGCCAUGCGCGUCGGCGGCCCUCUGCGGACUGGUCCACCUGCGAACGCCUCUGCAGUGGGAAGGAGAUCAUGCGGGGUCUCUCCGUCUUUAACACCAGCAUAUCAAGGAGGCGGCUGGAUCAGCAGUCUCGACGUCGUGAACGGAGUAGCGCACGAGGUUCCACAAGCCGGUGCAGACAUAGGGGCAUUUUCCGCCAUGCUUUUGGACUCGGACACUCACCGAGUUGCAUGCGUGGUGGUCCUUCAACAGCUCUUCGCAGAGUUAUUAUCCGAUGCAGCCAAAUGCUUUGACGGUGCCUUCGCUAUCUCUGUGGUCGUACCUCUCGCGAUCCUCGCCUGCAAGGACGGCGUCGAAUUCUGUUUACGCGGGCAUUAUCCUAGGAUCUUCCGAAACCGGUGGCAGCUCUGGAUGCUAACUGACCGCAUCAAUGCACUCAUCACGCAGCUAUUCGAUAGCAACUGCUAUCUGGCCAGGACAAGUGCGCUUCUUCGCUUUGGCGUCUUGGGCAGCGAAGAUGCACAAGCCGCUUCCACAAGGUCGCUGCUGUACCAUAUUGACGGCAAAUACCGGUUCCACAACCCAGCAACCAUUCACCAGAACGCGAACGAAACUAAGCAGACAGCAGCCGUGGGGCGAAAAGGCACGGCGCUCAACGAGGAAGGGGCGCUUACAACAGAAUUUUCUGAGGAACGGACAGAGGCGUUCGGGAGUUCGUUGGCGCGACUGUCUCAUGAGAAUGAUCACCAGCAAGUGCAGCGGGAUCGCACUUUCACAGACAUGAGGAGCUCCUGUAACAAGGUGCCCUGGCUGCCACAGCUGCGUCAACCUUCUUGCGUCCCUGCGACGCCACCGUUCUCCCACUCUCAGAGCUCUCACCGUCUGACUGAAACCAGCUUUGCUGGCAAAAAGCGCCCAGACAGUGGCUCCGAAGGAUUCGAAAACGCCCGCGAGGCUACGAGGCGCAUCGCGGAUCGCAAGGGGCAGAAGCGAGGAACGAAGGCACAAGGUCUUCUUCAACACGGUAACGUGCUCAAUCACGAAAGUGCCUCCACACCCGUCACCCUUCAUAUUGGGCCAAUAGCGACAGUGGUCGCCGCUUUGAACAUCUGGAAACUCUACUCUUAA